Messenger RNA from Cynara cardunculus var. scolymus (artichoke), 2536 nucleotides. RefSeq names its product transketolase, chloroplastic-like. Gene Ontology annotation, molecular function: transketolase activity. The record is from RefSeq and is a predicted model, not a curated record. The transcript is spliced from 6 exons. Gene Ontology annotation, cellular component: cytosol. Lineage: Eukaryota; Viridiplantae; Streptophyta; Magnoliopsida; Asterales; Asteraceae. Gene Ontology annotation, biological process: pentose-phosphate shunt. The coding region runs from base 23 to 2257 and encodes 744 amino acids.
GAUUCUCUCUCUACCACCAACCAUGGCCGCCUCUUCUUUUUCUCUCUCUCAAGCCGCCACCGGAAUCUCUCGCUCCGCCACUCCCCGCCAUGGCACCACCACCCAAAACCCAUCGUCUAUCUCCACCGUCUCACUCCCAUCUUUCUCACCCCUCAAAUCCACCUCCACUCCUUCCUCGAUCCCCGUCACCCAACGCCGUGUGUCCGCCGCUCGCCGCCGUGUCAUCUCGUCGGCUGCGGUGGAGGCACUCGAGAAGACUGAUACCUCACUUGUGGAUAAAUCUGUGAACACGAUCAGAUUCUUGGCGAUUGAUGCCGUUGAGAAGGCGAAUUCCGGCCAUCCUGGUCUCCCCAUGGGUUGUGCUCCGAUGGGUCAUGUUUUAUACGAUGAAGUCAUGAGAUAUAAUCCCAAAAACCCUUAUUGGUUCAAUCGAGAUCGCUUUGUUCUCUCCGCCGGCCAUGGAUGCAUGCUCCACUAUGCCCUCCUCCACCUCGCCGGCUAUGAUAGUGUCAAAGAAGAGGAUCUUAAGCAGUUCCGGCAAUGGGGAAGCAAAACUCCCGGCCACCCGGAGAACUUUGAAACCCCCGGUAUCGAAGUCACUACUGGUCCUCUUGGUCAAGGCAUUGCCAAUGCCGUUGGUCUAGCACUUGCCGAAAAACACUUGGCUGCUCGGUUUAACAAACCAGAUGCCGAGAUCGUUGACCACUACACAUAUUGUAUCAUUGGGGAUGGUUGUCAAAUGGAGGGAAUUGCAAACGAAGCUUGUUCACUUGCCGGUCACUGGGGGCUCGGGAAACUCAUUGCGUUCUAUGACGACAACCACAUUUCCAUCGAUGGUGACACCGAGAUUGCUUUCACCGAGAGUGUCGACAAACGUUUUGAAGCCCUCGGGUGGCACAUCAUCUGGGUAAAGAACGGGAAUACGGGUUAUGAUGAAAUCCGUGCCGCGAUUCAGGAGGCGAAGUCCGUAACCGACAAACCGACUUUGAUCAAGGUGACAACAACGAUCGGAUUUGGUUCACCGAACAAAGCGAACUCAUACAGUGUCCAUGGAGCCGCUUUGGGUGCCAAAGAAGUAGAUGCAACCCGACAAAAUCUUGGAUGGCCGCACGAGCCUUUCCAUGUUCCCGAGGAUGUGAAGAAGCACUGGAGCCGUCAUACUCCCGAGGGGGCGGCUCUUGAAGCCGAGUGGAACGCGAAAUUUGCCGCAUACGAGAAGAAGUAUGCCGAAGAUGCAGCAGAGUUGAAGUCUAUUGCCGAUGGUGUUCUACCUGCUGGUUGGGAGAAAGCUCUUCCCACAUAUACGCCCGAGAUUCCCGCCGAUGCCACUCGAAACCUCUCGCAAGCAUGCCUGAACGCAUUAGCACCGGUUCUUCCCGGGCUCAUCGGUGGAAGUGCUGACCUGGCGUCUUCCAACAUGACGCUGAUGAAAAUGUUCGGUGAUUUCCAGAAGAAAACUCCAGAAGAACGUAACGUCCGGUUCGGAGUCCGCGAACACGGUAUGGGAGCCAUCUGUAACGGUAUUGCUCUACAUAGCCCCGGCUUCAUUCCUUACUGUGCUACUUUCUUCGUUUUCACCGAUUAUAUGAGAGGUGCGAUGCGCAUAUCGGCUUUAUCUGAAGCUGGGGUCAUCUACGUGAUGACCCACGACUCGAUCGGGCUGGGUGAGGACGGACCCACCCAUCAGCCCAUCGAGCAUUUAGCCAGUUUCCGGGCCAUGCCCAACAUUCUCAUGCUUCGACCCGCUGACGGAAACGAAACGGCCGGAGCAUACAAGGUCGCAGUCGAAAGCCGAAAGCGACCGUCAGUUCUCGCCCUUUCCCGACAAAAACUCCCCAACUUGCCCGGGACCUCCAUCAAAGGAGUCGCAAAAGGCGGGUACACGAUUUCCGACAAUUCCAGCGGAAACAAACCCGAUGUCAUCUUGAUCGGAACCGGUUCCGAGCUCGAAAUUGCGGAGAAAGCUGCCGAUGAACUCAGAAAGGACGGAAAAGCCGUUAGAGUUGUGUCGUUCGUAUCGUGGGAGCUUUUCGACGAACAAUCCGAUGACUACAAGGAGAGCGUUCUUCCUGCCAAAGUGACGGCUAGGGUUAGCAUCGAAGCCGGAACGACUUUUGGGUGGGAGAAAAUUGUCGGAAGUAAAGGAAAGGCUAUCGGGAUCGAUAAAUUUGGCGCAAGUGCACCAGCCGGAAAGAUAUACAAGGAAUAUGGUAUUACAAAAGAAGCUGUUAUAGCAGCAGCUAAUGAAGUUUGCUAGGGUUCUUCAAGUUCGGGGCCCAUGAAACACGAGAAAACUUCAGUUGUUCGUGUUCAAUAGCAUCGUUAACGAUUCAAAAAACAAUAAAACGAAGAACGGAGAGAUCGGUAGUUCGUGAAUUAUUGAAUCUUCGUGAAUUUUGUAUCGAUACUCAAAGAACGUUUUUUAGAUUUAUAAUUUCGUGUGUUUGAUCAUUUGACGAGAUGUUUUGAGCGAUGAAUUUGUUCGGGAUUGGUUUUUCGUUUCAAAUAAAUUGUCGGUUUUGCGGAAACGCCAAAA